Dendrobium catenatum is the source of this 1264-nucleotide messenger RNA. RefSeq lists its product as uncharacterized. The transcript has 5 exons. Lineage: Eukaryota; Viridiplantae; Streptophyta; Magnoliopsida; Asparagales; Orchidaceae. The coding region runs from base 51 to 995 and encodes 314 amino acids. The record is from RefSeq and is a predicted model, not a curated record.
UGGUGAUCUCCUUAACAUUUUGCCAAAGAUAGGGCAGACAGCGCAGCGAAAUGGAGGCCUUCUACUUGCUCUGCUCUAUUGCUUCCACAUUCGUCUCCUCCACCGCCCUCUCCUUCCUCCUCGCUAUCCGAUCCUUCUCCCGCUUUCUCUCUCCUAUUCUUGCCAACGAAUGCUGCGACCGCGCCGCUGUGCGACUCUAUCAGGGCCGUGUCCGCCAUUCGCGGACAAAGCCUGUUUUCAAUUCCUUCGAGUAUCCAGUUCGCUAUGCGCUCUUUGACCUGGACCGUGCUCAGCAUGACUCGCAUUUUUCCGCUGAUCGAGCUCGGGAGGCUGCGGGGACCGAUGGACCAGUGUUUCUUCUCACAAUUCCGACAAGCGUGGGGUACGAUCAGAAUCCCCUGAAGGUGUAUUAUUGCUAUGAUUUGGGAGAGGAAGGGGAGGAGGAGGAAAGAUGGUCUUUACCUCGUUUAAAGAAUUGCAUUGCCGAGGUAACAAAUACGCCUUGGGGGGAGAAAGUAUUUUUUGAGUUUGCCCCGGGAUCGGAUAUGGUUGCUAAGCCAUUGCAUGUUAGCCCGUUUAUGGACAUGAUAGGAAAUUGGAAAAUCCAUGCUUCUGAACCAGGAGAUAACAUUUUUAUAUCUAUUUCAGUUCAGCACCCCACUCUUGGAAAUUACUUCAUUGCUACGCUGAGUGCUAAAAGAGUUCAUUCAUCAACUACUUCGCUUAACAUGGAAAAGUAUUUCUGGUUGAUGCCACAUAAGGUUGCAGCGUUGAUAUAUUGGCAGGCUGUCAAGCUUUGGUGGAAAAAUGUCCCUUUUAUUGGUCACCCAAAGUACUCAAAUCCAUCCUACAGAGACGAUGCUUCGUCGAGGUGCAAUGAAAUUUGCCCUUUGCGCAUAAACAGACGACAGAGCAAUAAGCUGAAUCAAAAUAGCAAUGGUGAAAGCAGAACCAGGUGGUGUAUUUGGAGAGAUGCUGAAUGGCCAUGGGCGUGAUUAUUGUUUUGCAACUCAUCCAAGUUAAAUGGAUGAAUUGCCUUGAUGCAGGAUCUGUUCUAUAUUUUGAAGCCUGUUGCCAAGCAGGUUUGUUGAUCUUUACAGUUAGUUGUUUCAGCUGUCUUUUUUUUUUUUUCAAGCUGCUUGAUUGAUUGAAUGCUGAAAUUGUACUAUGUAAGUUAUGCAUUAUGCUUGUUAGAGCAUUAAUUCGAAUUUUCCAUGUUUUUGACGUGAAUAAAAAAGAUGAUCAGCCUCCUUCAUUGUAUAAA